Messenger RNA from Amaranthus tricolor (Joseph's coat), 2664 nucleotides. RefSeq names its product cation/H(+) antiporter 15-like. Gene Ontology annotation, molecular function: antiporter activity. The transcript is spliced from 5 exons. Gene Ontology annotation, biological process: regulation of pH; proton transmembrane transport. The record is from RefSeq and is a predicted model, not a curated record. The coding region runs from base 1 to 2664 and encodes 887 amino acids. Lineage: Eukaryota; Viridiplantae; Streptophyta; Magnoliopsida; Caryophyllales; Amaranthaceae. Gene Ontology annotation, cellular component: endomembrane system; membrane.
AUGAGUCAUAAUAACACCCAUGAAUUUUGUUAUGGUGAGAUGAUUGAUUCUGCAUAUCGUUGGGGAUCAGAUGUUUCCCCUCUUCAUAUUAUUGUUCCACAACUUGUUUUACAGAUGGCUUUGGCUAUUGCUGUCAAUCAUGGCCUGCAUCUUGUUUUUCAAUAUUUUGGGCAGCCUAAAUUUGUGUCUAAUAUCCUGACCGUGUUGGCACUCAGUCCAUCAACCUUGAAUAAAAUCAAUCAAAAUCUGGGAACAAUGAUAAUGCCAGCAAAAUCAUUGACAGUUCUUAAAACAGUAGCAAACUUGGGACUUCUAUAUGCAACUUUUAUUGAAGCUUUACAAGCAGAUCCAAAUCCAAUCUCACAAACAAGAAUCAAAACGUUAUGUCUCUCAUUAUUCGUAUUCACCUUACCUUUCAUGUGUGGAUACACCUUAUAUUGGUUAUUCCAAAAACUUGUUAGACAUCAGCUAAAAUCGGAUGGGCUAACAAUAAGUCCUAUAUAUUGGGGUGCAGCCGUAACAGGCACAGGGUUCGCAACCUUGGCUCCAAUCUUAAGCAUGCAUAAACUAUUAUGCACUCGAGUUGGACAAGAAGCCUUACUAGUCGGAUUGUUCAAUAGCUUUUGUACUACAGGACUUAUCAAUAUUACUUUAGCUUUCUCGACUUCUUCAAAUGAUGAUAUAAUGGAUAUUGACAUAACAGGAACUUGUUACACACUGUUGUUUAUGGUCGUAUACAUGUUAUUCUGCUAUAUGGUGAUAAAACCCGCAAUUUCAAAGAUGGCUAGUUAUGCACCCGAGGGUAAAAACUACAGUAAUUAUGUUGUUGAAAUGAUAUUGUUUUUGGUAUUGGCAUGUGGACUUUUUAUGGAUUAUAUUGGUUCUCAUUUUAUCUUUGGAGCUUAUGUAUUAGGGAGAAGUAUUCCUCCUGGGAUUUUGACUAGAGCAUUGAUAGAGAAGAUGGAAGAUUGUGUUAAUGGUGUUUUAUUGCCACUUUAUUUUAUGGUAAUUGGGGUUAAAAUAGAUGUGAUCAAACUCAUUUUGAACUUCAAAUACACUUGGGUUCUUGCAUUGGGUGUUUUAGCAAAACUGUUUUCUGCACUUCUAAGUGGAGUUUUAUGUAAUCUACCUCUUGCUGAUAGCUUGCCUCUUGGAGUUCUCUUAAGUGCUAAAGGGCUCCUACCAUUAGCUCUUCUUAAUAUUGGAUAUGAAAGAGGGCAUUUAACAGGUGACUCAUUUUUCAUGGCAUUCCUAAUAAUAUUAGUAUCAACAAUCUUGGUGGGACCAAUAAUGAGCAUUGGAUACAAACAAAUAAGAAAGAAUAAUCCAUUGUAUACUCAAAGAAGCAUAGAAGGAGUCUUAUUUUCAGAUAAACUUAGAUUAAUUACAUGCCUUCAUACUUCAAGUAAUAUCCCAAGCAUCAUAAACCUCUUAGAAAUCACCAACAUUAAAAAUCAUUUUCCAGCAUUAGUUCAUGUUACUCACCUUGUUGAGCUAGUCGGCCAUGCAUCCGCCAUGUUUAUAGAACACAAAUCUCAUGAUUCAUUCAUCAACAAAAUUGGUUCUAGAAUCUUCUUCGAUCGAGCAAAAGAACAAUCCCAGAAGAUCAUCAAAGCAUUUGAUGAAUACAAAGAACAACAUAAUAAUUCAGCAUUAUUCAAGUAUUUAACUAUUGUUUCUCCUAUCAAGACAAUGCAUGAAGAUAUAUGCAAUCUUGCUGAAGAUAAAUCAACAGCACUAAUACUUCUCUCCCAUCAUAAACAACAAGGAAUAGAUGGAAAAUUAGAGGUGACAGAUAUUGAAUUUGGAGGAGUAAACCAGAAGGUGUUAGAAAUGGCUCCUUGUUCAGUUGGCUUAUUAGUAGAUCGUGGAUUAAGAAUACAUUCUUUAUCUUUUAUAGACCAUUCUUUUAGCUGUAACAAACCCAAUUAUGAACAAAUACAAAUCAUUAUGAUAUUUAUAGGAGGCCCAGAUGAUAGAGAAGCAUUAACAUAUGCAUGGAGAAUGGCUGGUCAUCAAUCAGCCAAUCUUACAGUAAUUCAAUUUCUUGAAGGGGAAAAUGUAAUGGAUUCUGAUCAGUUUUUUGAUUAUGUUAAAUGGUUUGGUGGGUAUGAUGAUGAAGAUAUUUUAACAAUAGAUGAAGAAAAUCAAAGGGAAUAUCAAUUUGAUGAUGAAUUUUUGAGGAAUUUUCAAGAAAGAAUUUAUGAAGAUGAAUCAAUAAGUUUUAUUCAAAUGGUGGUUAAUAAUGGGGAAGAAAUCAUUAGUUCAUUAAAAAAUUUGGAUAUUGAUGUAGAUUUGUAUGUAAUUGGAAGAGGAAAAUAUAGAUUUUCUUUGUUGACAAUUGGGUUGCUUGAAUGGAGUGAGUGUAAAGAAUUAGGGCCAUUAGGGGAUACUUUAGUAGAAUGUGAUUUUACAUCUAAUAUAUCCUUACUUGUAAUGCAACAAUAUAAUAGUGUUACUAGUAAUACAAGUAUUAGGAGAUUAAAUAAGAAAAAAAUUGAGGACAAUUCUUCUAGUGAAGAAGAUAAAUCCGAGAUGAUCGGAGAAGAAUUUCAAUCAAAAAUGGCAUCCGCGGAAGAGGAAGAAGAAACAGAGACUAGAAACGAGAAAAAUAGCCUCGAAUACAGAGACGAUCUUGAACAGAAAAUCAUAGAAGAAGGAUAA